This is a messenger RNA of Lecanosticta acicola, 1462 nucleotides long. Lineage: Eukaryota; Fungi; Ascomycota; Dothideomycetes; Mycosphaerellales; Mycosphaerellaceae. The record is from the annotation of a GenBank genome assembly.
AUGCUCGGUCUACUCUCCACGCUGCUGUUCGCCUCGACAGCGCUCGCCAUCCCUACCAUCUCCGCCAAGGGCUCCAAGUUCUUCACCAGCGACGGCAACCAGUUCUACAUCAAGGGAGUCGCCUACCAACUCACCAGUGACGACCCUCUCGCAGAUGGCGACCAAUGCAAGCUGGAUGCCACCCUCAUGAAAUCUCUCGGAGCCAACACCAUUCGAGUCUACCAUGUCGAUCCCUCUGCCAACCACGACGCCUGCAUGUCCGCCUUCUCCGACGCCGCCAUCUACGUCUUCCUCGACCUGGACACUCUCGGCACCUACAUCCUGCCCGAUGACCCGUCUUGGAACAACAGUCAACUCCAGGCCUACUCCAAGGUCAUGGAUACUUUCCACAGCUACGACAACGUCGCCGGCUUCUUCGUCGGUAAUGAGGUCCUCACCACGGGAGCCAACAGUAUCGCUGCACCCUACGUGAGUUCUCGCUUUCUACUCUCCCUUGCGUGUUGAGCGUUGCUGAUCCUGUUGGAUAUGUAGGUCAAGGCCGCUGCUAGGGACAUGAAGGCUUACCGAGACUCCAAGGGAUACCGCAAGAUUCCUGUCGGCUACUCUGCCGCCGACAUUGCCGAUCUGCGUCCCAACCUGCAGAACUAUCUGGCUUGUGGAUCCAACAGCUCCGACACCCUCGAUUUCUUCAGCUUGAACGCGUACGAAUGGUGCGGUCAGUCCACUUACACCGAGAGUGGCUAUUCGAUGCUGCAGCAGAAUGCUUCGGACUACUCCAUCCCCAUCUUCUUCAGCGAGACUGGAUGCAACACGGUCAAGCCGCGCACCUUUGUAAGUCCAUCAACAAGGAUGUACUCCUUGGACAUUGUCUGACUGUUCUCCACAGGGCGACCAAGCCGCCAUCUUCGGCCCCGAAAUGUCCGGCACCUGGUCCGGCGCCAUCAUCUACGAAUGGAUCGAAGAAACAAACGACUACGGCCUCGUCUCGUACGGUACCCCCGCCGCCGCAACCGCAACGGGCGAGAACGUGGUCGCAGGCUACACCCGCGCCGGCACCCCGACCCCCAUCUCCCCGGACUUCGACAACCUGAAGAGCCAAUGGGCCACUCUGUCCCCCACGGGGAUCUCGCAAUCGGCUUAUUCCCCCUCCCUCUCGGCGCCGCCCUGCCCGUCUUUCACCAGCAACGUCUGGUUGGUCAACGGCGGCGUUUCCCUCCCGACUCUGAACCAACAGUACAGCGCUCAGGUCUCGAGCAGCAUCACGGCCGGCACGGCGGCGACGGCCUCGGGCUCUCAUCAGGCCACGUCGGCUUCUGGAAACGCUGCCGCUGCUUCUUCCUCGUCGUCUUCCGCUUCCAGCGCUUCCUCGGUCACUCGCGCGGGUACCUUUACGGAUGGAAUGAUGUUUGCUCUCUGCGCGGGUGCUUUUACGCUGGUUGCUGCUUUUGCAUUUACGCUCUAG